This is a messenger RNA of Centruroides sculpturatus (bark scorpion), 1817 nucleotides long. Its product is annotated as cytochrome P450 3A17-like. The transcript is spliced from 13 exons. Gene Ontology annotation, molecular function: oxidoreductase activity, acting on paired donors, with incorporation or reduction of molecular oxygen; heme binding; monooxygenase activity. The record is from RefSeq and is a predicted model, not a curated record. NCBI's taxonomy places the organism in Eukaryota, Metazoa, Arthropoda, Arachnida, Scorpiones, Buthidae. The coding region runs from base 75 to 1571 and encodes 498 amino acids.
AAAUCUACCAGUAUAAGUUCCGAUUUAUAUUCCUUAAGAACUGCUUUAGGCGUCUGUUUUAAUCUCCUUGUAAAAUGUUCCCAUUUUCAUUUGUAAUAGGUGCUAUAACAGUUAUUUUUCUCAUAUUUCUGUGGAUAAGACGGAGGACAGACAAACUAAACUUACUUACAAAAUGUGGCAUUCCCGGUCCAAAACCUAAUUUUUUAACUGGAAAUUUUAAAGAAUUUCAGUUAGAGCGAGAGAAAUGCAUCGAGGAAUGGUUUAAAAAAUACGGAAAAAUUUUCGGAUUUUAUCUAGGAGCUAAACCGUACAUCAUGUGUUCUGAUAUCGAGUUUCUUAAAAUAAUGGAAGUCAAAGAGUUUAAGAAUUUUUGUAUUAGAGAUAGAAUUUUUCCAAAUGCAGGCGUAAGUCACGAAUUAGCAAAGCAUGCCAUAGCGUUGCAAAAGAGCAUUAAGUGGAAAAUAUUAAGAAGUGUUAUGACUAGUUCCUUUACUUCUCAAAAAAUUAAAACGAUGAGUAGAAUAAUGCAUGGUUCUAUAAUCGAGUUGAUGGAAAAAAUAAAACAAGAAAAUAGCAACCCUCUUGAUAUUAUGGAGCUUUAUAGACAUUCCAUGUUUAAUGCAAUGUCUAAAUUGAUUUUAGGAGUAACAUUUAACGAAGAGAGUGAAAAAUAUAACAAAGUUUUUAAUUCAUUAAAUUAUGCAUUUAAAAAAGAUAUUUUUAGCUUAUCAAAUAAAUUAUCAAUUUAUUUUCCGGAAAUCGAGCCACUUCCUACUUAUUUUCGAUUAUUUAUGGACAUUGCCAGGUAUAUAAUGAACUUUAAUUCAACUCGAUAUCUUUUUAACACGAGUAAGAAAAUUAUUACUUCUAAAAAACAACUAAUGGACAAUCAACAGGAUAUUCUUCAAGCUUUCUUGAAAGCAAAUCGAAACAAAAAAUUAGCAAGCGCUUCUGUUCUGGUUAAUAUUUUAAUGAUGCUGGGGGCUGGAGUUGAAAACAUGAGUUUUUCAUUAGGAUGGUGCAUUUAUUUUCUUGCUCAUAAUCCGAAAGUGCAGGAGAAAAUACGACAGGAGAUUAAUAAAAAUAUUGAAAAAUAUAAAGAUAUUCAAUACGAAGAUCUCGUGAAACUUCAAUAUUUAGAUCAAGCUAUUUCAGAAACACUUCGACUUUCACCAACGUCUCUUUUCAUCAUUAGUAGAGCAUGUGAACAGGAUUUCGUAUACAAAGGACUGACUAUACCAAAACACGUAGGAAUAUUUGUACCCACGAUAAUUCUACAUAGAGAUCCGAAUUAUUGGCAGGAACCAGAUAAAUUUGACCCUGACAGAUUUUCACCUGAAAACAGAAUAAAUAUUAACCCAAUGAUUUAUCAACCAUUUGGAGCAGGACCCAGAAAUUGUGUGGCAUACAGAAUGGCACAAACACUCAUGAAACUGAUCAUGGCUAAUUUAAUCAGAUCUUUCAUUUUUGAUGCUUAUGAAUAUGAGACAUCUGAAAUGACGCCUUCCAUAUUUUUCACUCUUCUAAAGAAUCCAAUUUUAAUCAAAGCAACCCCCAUAACUUCAACUUGAGUGUAAUAAUUGCCACAUUCAGUUAAAAUUUAUUAAUUAUAUUCAUCCUAAGUGUAUUAAAUGUAAAAUUCAAUUUAUUUGCGUUUAACUAUCGAAGUAAUGAAUCUACAUAUCACCAUGUUUCAUAUCGAAGUCAUGGGAAAAUGUCUAACGAUGAUAAUGUUAUCAAAGACACGUGCUUGUAAAUAUUUUAAAAUGUAAAAUGCCUAUUAUUAUUAUAAAUAAAAAUUAUAUACCACUGUUUUU